Molecule: messenger RNA, 1564 nt
Organism: Moneuplotes crassus
Lineage: Eukaryota; Ciliophora; Spirotrichea; Euplotida; Euplotidae
Source: the annotation of a GenBank genome assembly
UAUGAAUCUAAAAAAUAUGUCCGAUUCUGAAAUCGAGAUGUCAGACAAGAGCUCAGAGUCCUUGUUCUCAGGAAGCUCACAUAAGAGCUCUAGCAACUUGGACAGUUAUAUUUCAGCAAUGGUUAGAGACGCUGAAGAAAUCUCCUAUGGCCAAGGGUUGAUUCAGAUGGUGAAGUAUGCCAUACCUUCAUCAGGAGGAAUGCUCCUCAGAAGAGUCAUUGAUAUUAUUAACUAUAUCGUUAUUGGAAGUCUUGGAGAUCCAACUCUUAUUUCUGGAGCAGGUCUUGGAAUUACUACAAUCACUAUAACAACUAUAUCACUUGGCAUGGGUCUCGCUGGGGGAGUUGAGACACUCUCUUCACAGGCUUUUGGGAAUGGUAAGAAUUAUCUUGCAGGUUGAUAUUACAGAAGAGCUCAAGUUGUGUUAGUCAUGUUGUUUAUCCCACAAGCAAUACUUCUUUAUUUUAUCACCCCAGUUUUGAUAGCAGUUGGUCAGCCAGUAAGAUCUGCAGAGAUAGCUGGGAUCUUUGUAAAAAUCCUCAUACCUGGAGUAUGGGGAUAUUGUCAAACAGAGUUGUUGAGGAGAUUCCUUGGAACUCAGGGAGAAUUUUACAUUGUAACUAACUUUCAGAUUUUUAAUUGAAUCAUGCAUCCCUUGUGGUUGUAUCUAUUUGUACAUGCUUUGGAUCUGUCAGUGAAUGGGGUCGCCAUUGCCACCUCGAUCACUUACUUUAUGAACUACCUUUUGCCUCUUGUGUAUGUCACAUUAAAGAAGGACUCUGUAAAGAAAAACAGCAUGCACUGGAUUAAUAAGGACUCCUUUACUGGUCUUGGAGAAUACAUGAAGUAUGGGGUUCCAGCCAUGCUCCUUACAGCUCUGGAGUACUGAGCUUUUGAAGUUUGAGCAAUGAUCGCGGGAGUUGUUGGCGAAGAAGAACUCGCUGCUUCAGUGAUUCUGUUAAAUGUUGCUGCUUUUGUUUGUAUGGCACCUCUUGGGUUUUGAUAUGCUUCUAACACUCUUGUUGGGAAUAACCUCGGAGCAAUGAACGUUAACAACGUCAACAUGUAUCGAGAUCUCGCUACUUAUAUUGCGUUGGGAUUUAGCCUUGUUCUUGGUGCAAGUAUGUUCAUUUUCAGAUAUCCAAUUGCUAGCUUGUUUACAAAAGACCAAGAUGUAAUUGAUAUUGUGGUCGCUGGAAUGCCUCUAAUUUCUUUGUGAACCUUUGGAGAUUAUAUCCAAGAGAUUUCUCAAGGGACUAUAAAAGCAAUGGGAAUCCAAAAUUAUGCAACAAUAUUUGCAAUCAUUGGAUUUUGGAUAAUCGCUAUUCCUCUCACAAUUUUAUUCAGUUUUAAAUUCCACUUGGGAAUCUAUGGUAUCUGGGGAGGGAUGCCACUCGGUCUCGCAUUUGUAGGAAUCUCAUACCUCUUCCUCAUCUACAGAACAGAUACAAUGGCUUUAGCUAAAGAUAUCACGAUAAGAAUCAGGAAAGAAGUCGAGGGAAGGACUAAGAAUCGAUUUAACACUUCAAAGAGUGCUAAUUCUGACUCUUUCUUCCAAGCUUAA